AUGUAUGGAGAAAUCAUGAAAUCAACCAAUGGUUUCGAUGUCCUCUAUUGCACCGCCAAGGGAGGACAGAUAAGUGUGUACAAGCUGUUCUCAUCACCAAACAUUGCUUUUGCUUCUUCAGUUGAAGCAGAGGCUCUUCUCAAAUGGAAAGCUAGCUUUCAAAAUCAAACCAAGAAUAAUCUGACCUCAUGGGCUUACUAUCCAAAAGUAAAUACAAUCCCAUGCAACGUUUGGACUGGUAUUUCAUGCAACAGUGCUGCAAGUGUCAACAGGAUCAACCUCACCAAUUCUGGGAUACAAGGUACGCUACAUGAAUUUCCAUUCCUGUCGCUCCCUAAUCUCGAAUACAUUGACCUCAGCUUGAACCAACUCUUUGGUGCCAUCCCAUCUCAGAUAAGUUCCCUCUCCAAACUCAUCUAUUUUGACCUUUCUUAUAAUCAGUUGUCUGGGAAAAUCCCACCAGAAAUUGGUCUUCUAAAUAAUCUUCAAGCCCUGCACCUAAAUGAGAACCAAUUAAAUGGCUCAAUUCCUCAAGAAAUUGGUCAGCUUAAGUUUCUUAAUGAGCUUGCUCUGCAAACCAACAAUCUACAAGGUGCCAUUCCUCCAAGUUUUGGAAAUUUAAAACAGCUGAUCAUGAUAUACUUGUACAACAAUCAACUUUCUGGUUCUCUCCCUUCAGAAAUAGGAAAUUUGAAGUCUCUAGUGGAACUAUGCAUUGAUGAUAACAAUCUAUCUGGUACAAUCCCGUCAUCAUUAGGUGAUCUAACAAACCUUACCCGUCUCUAUCUCUUUGAAAAUAAUAUUUCUGGAACAAUUCCAAAAGAGAUAGGGAACUUGGAAUCCAUUGUGGAGCUAGAGUUGAACCAGAACCAACUCAAUGGUCCCAUCCCCACUUCACUUGGUAACUUGAGCAACCUAGAAAUCUUAUUCCUAAACAAUAACCAACUUUCUGGCUCCAUCCCCCAAGAGAUUGGGAAUCUCAUGAAGUUGACUGUGCUGGAACUCGACACUAACAAUUUUUCUGGUUAUUUGCCACAAAAUAUUUGUCGAGGCGGAUCACUACAAAACUUUACAGUAAGCUCCAACCAUGUCAUAGGUACAAUCCCCAAAGGUUUGCAAAAUUGCAAGAGCUUAGUGAGAGUUCAUCUUGAAGGUAACCAACUAACGGGCAAUAUAUCUGAAGACUUUGGUGCCUAUCCAAAUCUUAAUUUUAUUGACCUGAGGCACAAUAACUUGCACGGUGAAAUCUCACAGCUCUGGGGACAGUGUCCGCAAUUAGCAACACUACGAAUUACUGGGAACAAGCUUACAGGUAGUAUACCACCUGAGAUUAGCCAUGCAACCCAAAUUCAUGAACUUGAUCUUUCUUCCAACAGUUUAGUCGGGGUGAUCCCAAAGAAAUUUGGGAGAUUGACUUCUUUGGUGAAAUUGAUGUUGAAUGGCAAUCAACUUUGGGGUCCUAUACCCUCAGAAUUUGGAUCGUUGACUUAUAUUGAAUAUCUUGACUUGUCCACCAACAAAUUCAAUGAGUCAAUUCCAGGCAUUUUUAGUGACUUGCUCAAAUUACACUAUUUGAAUUUGAGCAAUGACAAGUUCAGUCAAGAAAUUCCGUUUCAGUUGGGGAAGUUGUUUCAUAUGUUCCAACUUGAUCUAAGUCACAACUCACUUGAGGGUAAGAUACCAUCAGAAAUGAGCAGUAUGCAAAGCUUGGAGACGUUGAAUCUUUCCCAAAAUAUCUUACCGGUCUCAUUCCAACAAGUUUUGAUGAAAUGCAUGGUCUGA
Messenger RNA from Prunus armeniaca (apricot), 1782 nucleotides. Lineage: Eukaryota; Viridiplantae; Streptophyta; Magnoliopsida; Rosales; Rosaceae. The record is from the annotation of a GenBank genome assembly.